AUGGAACAACAGGCGCAAAAUGAAUAUGUGACGCUCGCAGACGGGAGGCGAGUAGCCGUUCCCCUGCAGGAUUCACAGCAGAACCUGGACGAAAAUGACGAGGUGCGAAUCGAACGCCUACAUAACGUCUGGGGAAGCAGUUCAGGAGCACGCAGUGAUUUUCUGGGUAAAUACUGUAAGCUCCGCCACAAUGAGAACGAGCGGCUUCAAAAACAAGAAGAGCAAUGGGAGCAACAAACGCAAAAUAAUGUCUUCCAAGCAAUAAGGCUGACGAGGAUGCAAAAGGAAUCUGCCAAAACGGCCAAGAGGCGGGAAAAGCGGAACAAAAAGAAGGUUAACAAACUGAUGCACACGGAUCAACAAACAAAGAAGCAACACGCCGGAGUGCAACCUCAGCCUGGGCAGAAGCAGGCCAGUGCAGGCGCGGAUAAUGCCAGCGGCAAUGUAGAAUAUCAAAGCCGGAGUGGCUUACACGGGGGCAUAGGCCCGGUGGGAGCAACGACACACACACAUGAAGGCAAGACACCUGAGGACGUCAAACGCAUAGUCAUAGAAGAAGACACACUCGCUUAA
Babesia ovata is the source of this 573-nucleotide messenger RNA. RefSeq names its product PRKR-interacting 1. NCBI's taxonomy places the organism in Eukaryota, Apicomplexa, Aconoidasida, Piroplasmida, Babesiidae. Gene Ontology annotation, biological process: negative regulation of protein kinase activity. The record is from RefSeq and is a predicted model, not a curated record. The coding region runs from base 1 to 573 and encodes 190 amino acids. Gene Ontology annotation, cellular component: nucleolus. Gene Ontology annotation, molecular function: protein kinase inhibitor activity; protein kinase binding; double-stranded RNA binding. The transcript has 2 exons.